UGACACCAGAGCUCCCAUCGGAUUGGUUCUUGGAAAACAAGCCACUUCCUCACUGCUCAUGUGAUCUUUAUUUUUCAAAUCAACGGGGAAGUCAUGUCCAGCGGGUACCAGAUCGUGGUGCAGGGUGAGGCCUCGGAGACAGACUCUGAUGACGAAGUCUACAUCACCUCCAUGUCCACUCCCCAAAUUGCCACAGUCGGAGCCAAGGUUGUCUUGCAUUGCUAUGUGUUUGAUCGCGACAGAGAUAAAAGUUCCUGGGGAGGCAUCUGAAACAGACAGUGAUGGUGAGGAGGAGCAGACCGACCGAGCCUCCUCACUGAUCCAGGAGAGCGCCCACAUACUCAGGAGAGACCUGCCUCCUCUUAUUGUAGUCAGAGACCAUCCUGAUAUACAGUCCAUAGUGGAAGACCGGCCAAGUCCCACACACAGACCACAAGGUGACACGCUUUUACAACAGAAGCUGCAGGAAUCGAACAGUCGGCUGUAUUCUGACAUUGGACAGAUGGUACGGCAGGUUUAUGGCAGUGCCAGUAGAGAGGUUUACAGUGCAACAGCUCAGCUAAAUACUUCGCAGAGUGCCAUCAUCAAUGCGUCCCACAGCAUCAGAUUAAUCCUGGAUGACCUGAAGGCUGUCUCCGAAAAGAUUGACAUCAUCACCAGCUGUCAAAUACUGCCCGAUAUUAACAUCAAUAAUCAAAAUAAUCACACUACUCCUGUACCCUAAAUAUAUAUAUUAAAUUUACAGUCUCACUAUAAAAGUAUUUGUCUGUCAGUACUCACUGUCCUCUGGGGAUAUUUCUGCAAAGAGAUGAUGUUCUGUCUUCCUAUAUUCUACUGCUGUCUUUCAGGCCAACACAUUAACAUUUAACAGGAAUUUAUUCCCAAUAUCCAUUUUCUCAAGCAAGAGCCCAUCACUGCUGUAGAUGGUUUAUUGAAUGAAAGAAAAGGUGAGAUGAUUAAAAUCAUUAAAGUAUGGUUUUACUUUCAA
Molecule: messenger RNA, 988 nt
Organism: Cyclopterus lumpus (lumpfish)
Lineage: Eukaryota; Metazoa; Chordata; Actinopteri; Perciformes; Cyclopteridae
Gene: bloc1s3
Product: biogenesis of lysosomal organelles complex-1, subunit 3
Exons: 5
Coding region: 149-724 (191 amino acids)
Cellular component (GO): BLOC-1 complex
Source: RefSeq, a predicted model, not a curated record